Messenger RNA from Nymphalis io (European peacock), 8158 nucleotides. RefSeq lists its product as uncharacterized. Gene Ontology annotation, molecular function: protein tyrosine phosphatase activity. The transcript is spliced from 4 exons. The record is from RefSeq and is a predicted model, not a curated record. NCBI's taxonomy places the organism in Eukaryota, Metazoa, Arthropoda, Insecta, Lepidoptera, Nymphalidae. Bases 227 to 5116 code for a protein of 1629 amino acids. Gene Ontology annotation, biological process: protein dephosphorylation.
GAAAAAUGGCCGACUCACGUAACGUCAAAACUUAUUGGGCGAGUGUCUUCGAAAACGUGUGAUUUAUAUCGAAAACUAAGCGAAAAUUGUAUAUCCAGUGCAUGUGACGUGAUUUAGUGCUUGUGUUUUUGUGUUAUUUCAUAAUAUCAAGAUAAUUUUUACACGGUGGACGACGGAACCAACCAACUGUACACUCGGGUCUGAUGCACAAUGUGAGGGUGGUGGCAUGUGGGGCGCGCAGGCGGGGUGGUGGUGCGGCGCGCUGGCGGCCGCGCUGCUGGCGCUGCUCGCGCUCUGCCGCCGUGCCAAGCGUGCGCCCUCGCCCGUGCCCCAAACGACAGUCACCCAGGUGCACAUAGUGUGUAAUGGUGCGGCACGCGUGACUCGCGUUGGGACUCCGCCGGAACCCCCACGCGCUUGCGUCGCGCUGUCCGCUGCGCCCGCGCCUGAACCCCCCGCCAACUCCCAACAACCCCGACACGAUUCUCAGCAACCUCCUCAUAUACUUAUCGUACAAAGCUGCACACAAAAUACUAUUCCUCAGCAAUCUGACUCACCCCAACCAUCGAGCUCUCAAGGUCCGCGACAACCUCCAUUAGAAUAUCGUGGAAUACCGAAGCUACCUCUGCCGGAGCAGUGGCUUCAUAAACGGCCUUUCGAUUACAAGUAUUCGGCUCUUGCUAGACCAUUUGCCCAAAUCGUUAGUUCGGAUCUCAUGGUCGAUCAGCAAAGGGAAUCGCGAGCCAAGAAGUACAGCGCUACAAGAUCUCCGUCGUUGGAAAAAGACGAGAAGUCACCCUUUGUGAGUAGUGCGAAAUUAGAGGACUCGGAAGUUUUUGGAUUCGAUAGUGAAUCUGUGCGUAAGUUGAGCGAAGAUAGCGAAAAAUCUAGGGAAAUGGGAGAACGACCGCCCUCGUCGCCGCACGAGAGCGAGAAAGAGAUGUCGCCGACUAAUUUGCGAAGAUUUCGAUCAGUGAGCACGAGGCUCAAUAUGUGUAGUGUUAACGAAAGCCCUCUGCCAGAGAGUCAACCGGAGAGGUUAGAAAUGCAAAGUUCUCCUCGUAUACUCGAGUGUAGUUCAGCUAAGGAGAAGACCUCCGGGACUAAAUUCGAUUUUUCACCGAAAAUUUUAGCUGAUACCAUUUCCUCUCCGCGCUUCUUCACACCACCCGAAAUGGUAUCGCCUUUGUUUUUCGCGGAACCCUCACCAAAGUCUGUGUAUUAUGAUAGUGUAAGAUCACCGAAAUUCUUUCCUGAAACGCCUCGGGACGCGGAAGUUCCUCAGUCGCAGCGAGCGUUAGGUGACCACAGAAACCGUACAAACGGUAUGUCAGACAAACCCAGCUCGCCUAGAGUUUUAAGUGCUCGACCUAGCCCUAAGGUUCAUAGUUAUAAUAAAGAAAAUUACUUCACAUUCGAACACGUCGCUGCAACGGAUGAGAAUGCAGCGAGAGUAUCACCGAGACCGAAACGAUACGGGGGGAGGAAUUCCAUAGAAAGAGAAAGAUUUACGCCACCAGCCGAAAAGGUUGACGUAAAAAAGUAUAGAAGACAUAAUAGCUGUGAUACGAACUAUAGAAGCGUAGAGGUUAAUAUAUCCGAAUGUGAUGAUAUCAAAGAAACAGCAGAUGCUGGAACUAAAAUGGACGCAACUGACAGGGAUGUAGUAGAUUGUUGUGCCAAAAUAGUGUCUUUGCAAGUCGAUACAAAGGCAAAUGAGACAAACGAAUUGACUCCUAUUUCGAAUUCUGCGCAAUUGAGACGACAGAGAUUAAAAUCAAUAUCUCUAGAUUCAGAUAAUGCAAAAAUAAUCGAACAGAAUCUAGGUUUACCAAUAGCUAAACAGAUGAAAGAUCAAAUGAACGAAGCGUACAAAAAUCAGGAAGCGAGCGCGUCCUGUGAAAGCAUAGAGCGGUAUCAAAAAUCACCUUCGAAUGAACGACCAGCUUUUAAAUUUGACGUUGAUCAGAAGGAAAAUGUUGAAAGUGACCCGAAAUCGCCGGAUCGCAAGCAGAAGAAAUGUCUCCGUCAAAGUUGCGAUACCCAGUCUUUCUUAGAUAUGCCCAGGUUUUCGCCCAAGGAAUUCGAAAUUACAGUAACAUCCGAAGAAGGUGCAACGACAUCCGCUGAAACUCAAACGAAACGAAGAGGUAAGAAUUUACGAAACUUAACAAUCGAUUUGUCGAAACGCGAUAGCGAUCUCGAAAAAGAACUGUUAGAAUUCGAGAAGCUCUACACAAAUGCUGAAGAGAAGAAGGUUAAAACACCAACUUUAAAAGUCAAAGCGACAUCAUUGGAUUCUUCUGAAACCGUAAAUCUUUCUCUGCCCCAGAAGAAGACCCUAGAAGUACCCCAAAACUCCAUUUCUGUCCCCAAUACUCCAAAACGUCAGUUGAAACGUAUACUAGCUCAAAAGAACGUGAAACACGAUUUGUCUGGUGGUAAAGUGGGGUAUAACUCAAUACAAUCGAACGCAGACCAGCGUAGGUUGUUCAUGAAGGGGCAGGAUAGUGGUAUAUUUCUAAGAGAGAAUCACGCGAGCCUCAUGUUAUACCAACCUGGCACUUCUAGAAUGGGUUCUCGCACAAUGGGCUCGUUCGACGAAAACAUGACGGAUAACGCUCCGGAAAUAAAUGUUUCCACCGUUGAUAAUAGGCCUGGAUUUCACCUGGAUUCCGGUCAAACACUAGGGUCUAACCUAUUAAAUUAUAAACAAAAUUUAAGCGUGUCAAGUACAAACUUAAAAACCCUUCCCGAGGGUGUACCGUCUGUUGAUUUCGAACCGUGCGUUGAAGACGAAAAAUUGGUUAAGAAAUUACAUAGACGUAAUUCGAAUCAAAGUAUGUUAGGUACGCACAGUUUGCAGAGCUCGAAUUGUUCUCUAAGUAGCGCGGGCGCCUCGUGUCAUAAUUUAGCGACCGUUAGAACGAGUAUAUCGAAUUUUAGUUUAAACAACGAUAGCAGACAAAAGAAGUUUUCAUUGGAAAGGCGAGAUUCUAGCGCCUCCAUCAACCCGAGUGAUCACUUAACGCCAACCACGAGAGUGAUAUGUUCGUCUAAUACAAAUUUGUCUGGGGAAGUUUCCAAAAAUUGUCUGCUACAGCGCCGUGGCUCAAACAAUAGUCUUACCUUGAAUAUAUUAUCGUCAAACAAUCUUAGUCGACAUUCGAGUAACAGUUCUCUGAACAAGGAAGCUAAACUUACCCAAAAAAAGGGUUUAUUAGAGAGGAGAAGCUCAAAUACAUCUCUUACUCUUAAUAUUAACACUUCGAACCCUCAACUAUCGACUAAUCGUGGCCUAAGCAUAUCAAAUUACAAUCUAAAUGGUUCUACAUGUAACCUAAGCAUAUAUAACAGCAACCAUAGCAUCGAUAAUGCUGAACCAAGGAAGGGAAUCUUAGAAAGAAGAAGUUCUAAUACGUCCCUAACUCUCAACAUCCAACCUCAAGAGCCCAGAGAUUUAGAAAUAGACGAGACGUUAAUAGAUGCAAAUCUUAAAGAUUUACCGCACCGAGAUAAACAUAGAAAGUCACUGAGCACUGAAAAUUUAAUACCAAAAUCGUAUAAAAAUAGAACAAAAUUCCGGUCAACGGAAAAGAGUUUCGGUUCACACGAUAAUUUGUGGUCAGCAUCGUACGGCGACCAGGAAUAUACCCAGAACCUAACCUACGUUUGUGGUGAUCAGGAAAAUGAGAUUAUAUACGCGUUCGGUCGUCAGGAGGACAGUAACUUCCAACCCGGUUUCGUCCGUAAUAUUACAACGAAACCUCUGAGCCCUCAAAGUACCUCUGAAGAUUUCAGACUGUAUUUAGCCAAUAUGCAACAUUUACAGAACGCUUCGAGUGUUUUGACGAGACAACAGUUAAAAGACUUGAACGAUGUCUUCCAAAAUGGAUAUUCCAAAUUUAAAUGCUUGAGCAAAAAUGAGGGUCAGCACUGUUGUUCAGGUCGCGUCGAUAUCGAUCUUAUGUCAGCAGAGAAUCCAGAGAUGGCUCUGUCGGAACCGGUGGUAUCGCAACCAUGUUCUGAAUACCAGAAAAUGUUAUUGAGAAACUUACACCAGGAGUUUUGGGAUAUGCCGACUAAUUUUCAGGAGAAGCCAAUAGUGUCGGGGUCUCAUACGAAGAAUAGGUACAAGACGAUCCUACCCAACGAACAUUCUAGAUUCAUUCUUCGAGCUGAUGGUGAUAACGGCGAGGGAUACAUAAAUGCCAAUUAUAUAAAGGGGCACGAAUACACCAAAAACAGCUACAUUGCAACUCAAGGGCCACUCCCGAACACAUUAUACGAUUUCUGGCUAAUGGUUCGGCAAAACAACGCCGAAUUCCUCUCCCAAAGACCUCCUGGUACCAACACCGAAUAUGUGCAGAAGAUAGUCAUGCUGACAAACUUCAUAGAGAACAACAGGCAAAAAUGCGAAAAAUAUUUUCCACUGGAGAUAGAUGAGGAAAUAACCAUAUCAAGUCCUGAUUGCUCGGAGGUCUGCUUCUUUUUUGAAGACGAUACCCCGAAGAACACGUUUAAAAUCAAGAAUACCGGGAAGAUAAAGAAAUCUGGUUACACUAUAAGAAAAUUGGAUAUGACAUAUGUGAAUUCAAGUGGUGUUAGUGAUGAUAAUGUCUCAGUGUAUCAUUAUUGGUUUCACAAUUGGGCGGAUCAUAAGUGUCCGAAGGAUGUUAAUGCUUUGUUAAAUUUGAGUUUGGAUAUUUUAAAAGAAGAGUGUUAUGACUUCAGUGAGUUUAAAGACGAGAAAGAAGAACAGUGUAAAUGUAGUGAUAGUCCUAAGCCCGGUUCCAAGUUCGUUUUUCCUCCGCUGGAGUCCCAGAGCAUAGCGUGCCCUGUCAAAGUGUGUGUAACGUCACCUUUGAACUUCUCUGUUGAAAAUCACUCACCACCAACAAUAAUUCAUUGUUCUGCGGGUAUUGGCAGGACAGGGUGCUUGAUUGCUAUCCUAAAUGGUAUAAAGCAGUUGACAAAUGAACAGAAAGUAGAUAUACUGGGUAUAGUUUGUAAUAUGCGUUUGAAUAGAGGAGGUAUGGUACAAAACUCGGAGCAAUAUGAACUUAUACACAAAGUGCUGUGUUUGUUCGAACACGCUUGCUUGCCCGAUUUAUAGCUAAAACGUUAACUAACCAGUCUUGUGAUUAAUUUUUGUUUUUUUUUUUUUAAUAUUUUUCCAAAAAUUAGUUUUAAUGUAAAUUUUGUUCGAGUAUGAUUUUAAAUUUUAUUUGUGACAAUCUUUCAUAACCCUCAAAACAGUUUUAUUAAUGAUGCCUCUUUUUUAUCUGUGGAAAAUAAUGUAUCAGUGUAGAAGCUCCUUAAUUUUGUAUUUUAUGUUUAUAUUUUAUUAGUCCAUAAAACUGUGUUACAAUAGUAGAAUAAUUAAAAAGAUUUAAAGUAAGGAAUAAUAAUAUCAUAUUGUAAAAAGGACAUUAUUUUAAUAGCACCAAAAAUUUUAUUAAUACACUAAGCAUUAUGCCAUGUGUAAAUUGUCCGAAUAAUAGAUAAAAACUGAUAUUUUUGAUCUAGAGUGAUAAUGUCACUAGAUCAAAAAUAUCGGUUUUGUAUGUCUUAUUAAGUAAAUAAUCAUUAUUUAUUUGUUUUAGGUAUUUAGGUAAUUUCUCAUGUUUGCUUUUAAAUACAACAGAUAUUAAUUAAAUUGCUACUUAUGACAUAAAUUUUCUAAUUUUAAAAUGAUAGCAGUUUUGCUUUACUCUAACAAAAGGCAUAAAUUUGUUUUAUAAUAAAUAUGUUUUAUUUGAUAAGACACAUAUAUAGAUAAACUUUAUCCUAGUACAAAAUUUGAGCCAAAUCCUUAAAGCUGAUGGUAGGGCUUUGUGCAAGCUCGUCUGGGUAGGUACCACCCACUCAUCAGAUAUUCUACGGCAAAUCAGCAAUACUUGAUAUUGUUGUGUUCCGGUUUGAAGGGUGAGUGAGCCAGUGUAAUUACAGGCACAAGGGACAUAAAAUCUUAGUUCCCAAGGUUGGUGGCGCAUUGGCUGUAUAAGCGAUGGUUGACAUUUCUUACAAUGCCAAUGUCUAAGGGCGUUUGGUGACCACAUACCAUCAGGUGGCCCAUAUGCUCGUCCACCUUCCUAUUCUAUAAAAAAAAAAAGCUAUUUCCUAGAUACACAAAAUAUAUACAUAAUUUUAUAGAAGAAUUGCUCAUUUAAAAUUAUAAGAUACUAAAUUAUGAUAGCUAUUAUUUUAAAGCGCGCAACGCUACACAAUAGUACAGUGAUUAUAUUACAUUUUUUAAUUCGUUUAUUAUAAAAUUUAAUAAUUUAUAAUUGCUUUAGUAAACACUAAAUACUAAAAAAGAAGGAAUCCGCUUAUUAUUCUACUAUUGUAAACAUUCUAUUGGUAUAACAUUAAUGGACCCAGAUAAAGAAAUACUACUGAUUUUAAUCUAAAGACAGCGCACAUUUUAUUUUAAAAUUAAUUUAUUCUAGUUUAGAUAAGGUAGCGAAUUCUGACAAAUUUAUAAUUAUAUUGUUGUUUUAUAUUGGAUUGUCCGGAAAGUUUGUGAUGAUGAAACAUAAAGUAAAGGCCGGCCCCUUUACUUUACACAAUAUAUGGCUUCAUUACUGAUUAAGUGUAUGUAUAAAUGCCAUUCGUUUUCUAUCAACGGAUAUAUAUCAAAUAUAUCAGAUAGAUAUUCAGAUAUAUUCUUGUGCUGCCUAUUAAUAUUUAGGGAGAGCCGGACCACUGUAUAUAAAAUAUGCCCUCUUCCAUAAAUAAACAAGGACUUUCUUCAAAAACAGAAAUUGCUUUGAUCUAGAUUUACUAAUAACAUAACUCAAUUCGAAUACUAGGUAGAUAAUUUUCUUUUUACAAUGUUUAUGUAAAGGCAUCUAAAAAUUAUUUAGUAAAUACUUUGUUGAUUUGAAUGAUACCUAUUUAGCAUUAAUAAUAUCAAUUUGUAAAUGUAGUAUCAAGCCAAUGUUAUAAUCAAGAACAUUAGCACAACAAAUCUAGGAUUGAUAUUUAAUUAUGCAAAUGCGAGUCAAAUAUAACUUGGUUACGGGUCAUUUAUGAAAAUGAUGGUGUUUUAUGGAUAAAACUGUCAUGGUGAAUACAUAAAGUCCCCAAUGGGUAUUAAACCAUCUGGGUUUAGGGUACAACCAGACCACAGCACCAAACAACAAUCAUUUGACCAUAGUAUUAUAUACAGUCAAUUUUGCCUUAUUGUCUGUAAACGUUAGUUUGUGUAGUGUAAUUUAAAAUUAAUUGUUGUUGGUAGUUCAAAUAUGUUUGCACAGCACAUACACUUGCCCUCUUGAUAAUACGAUGAAGAAAGUCCUGUUUAAAUAAUUUUGUAUAAACUUUUAUAUAAAUAUAUCAUUAUAUUUAAUAUAAUAGUGAAAAUAUAUUUUUUUCUUUUAAAGAGAAAUAAUUAUCGAGCGCAUGCGUUCAAGCAUGAAAGAAGAUUUAUGUACAUUGAGAAUAAUUGCAGAUAAUUAUACUAAGAAUUGAUAAUUAUAUUAUUGUGUUAUGGCAACACUGAUCACCGUCAAUUAAAAUUUAUUUUCGAGUAUGCACUUAAAUCGUAGUCUUAUAAUAUUAAUUGGCUAUAAAUACGGAUUCUAUUAUUUUAAAAUUAUUGAUACCUAUAAAAAUAUGUAUCGUUUUUAAUAAUAUAAUCCAAUAAUGAUCUUAAAAAGGUAUCAGCGUUUGCUCAUUGAAGAAAAAGGUUUUUGAUAAUUCUAUUUUUUAUAUAAAAAUUACUUCGCUCAAAUAAACCUUGCUUUACAAAAUACUAUGAAUAUUUUUGGCUUGUACACGAGCGUAUUUUUUUAACAAAUUGACCAACGUUCAGUGCUGUCAUGCUAAAAAAAAAAAAACAAAAUAUUUUAGCGUUCAUCAAACUUUCAAAUUUGAAAUUUUAAAUAUAUUAAGAGAAAGCAACAUUUUAUAUGUUUUAUAUAUAAGAAGACCCAUGUAUAUUACAUAGUAAGUGACUUUGUGCUAUAUUUAUUUUAUUAGGUAGUAAAUAAAAAAGGAAUUAUUUAUUUCUAUUAUCAAAGAUAUGUAGUUUAUAAGAAUUUUAGUCAUUUAAAUAUUAUUGAAUCAUAAAUGUAAAUAUGUGUGUCAAGUAUAUUAAUAUUCGUUUUUUUUUUAAUUUUUAAAUAUUUUACGGCAAGCUUUGCAAGGAAAA